This is a messenger RNA of Pelobates cultripes (western spadefoot toad), 16751 nucleotides long. Lineage: Eukaryota; Metazoa; Chordata; Amphibia; Anura; Pelobatidae. The record is from the annotation of a GenBank genome assembly.
UUAUUAUGGGAAGCUGUUCUAGUUUGACCCUUGCAGGGUGAGGUAGUCCCUGCCCCUAAGCAGGGUGCAGUGCUGCUCGCAGUGGGGUGAGGCAGGCGAGCUGUAUGCUGUGAGUGGAAAGAAGAGGAGGCCUCCCCCAGCCUGCUCCCCCACCCCCCACCUCACCCGCCCCCCUGACUCCCCCUCUCCGGACAGCGCCCCGGUGCAUUGUGGGCGCAGUCCGUUGUUCAUUUGCCAUUCGACCUCGGCCAGGGCCGCGUACAGCGAGAGAGAGAGAGACCGACACCGAGACACUCACCUACCCAACCAGCCAGCUACCCGGCCGCCAUCUCCGGACCGACCCCGAGCCGCCCUGCCGUGCCCGAGCUCGCUGUGUGUGUGAGGGGGAGCGGCCCGGAGCGGAGCGCGAGCUGGUGGUGGCCCCUGCGGGAGGGCUCGGGGCCCCCCGGUCCGGCUGCCGGCGCUGCGAGAGCCGCGAACAUGGCGGAGAUGAACCGCAGGACCUUGGCCUUCCGAGGAGGCGGCGGCCUCGGCCUGGCCUCCGCCAUCGCCCCCGGGAACAACAACAACAACAACGGCUCCGGCCUGCUGGCCGCGGAGGAGGCCUGGGCCCUGCGGCAGGUGAAUGGCGGCGGCGGCGGGGGCAGCAGCGGGCCGGCGGGCGAGGAGGUGGAGGUGGAGCUGGACGCCGAGGCCCUGCUGGAGGAGGAGGACGAGGAGGAGGCGGCUGAGGCCUACCGCGGCAUGGUGAUGGCCGGCCGGGCGGAGAGCAGGCAGCCCGGGGCGGGAGGAGGAGGAGGAGGCCCCGCGGCGGCCGGCGGCGGCUCGGUCAGUGUGGGGAGCAGCGAGGAGGAGGACGACGAGGAGGAAGAGGAGGAGGAGGAUGAAGCGGCGGCGGCCGGGCAGGCGGGGAGAGGUGACCCGGCAGGGGUGGCCGAGGAGGAGGAAGAGGAGGAUGCCCCCCGGAGAUACGGCCUCCUGCCCGCCGCCCGCUCCCAGUCCCUGCUGCCCAGCCUGCACUGCUCCUUCCAGGGCUCCUGGCUGCACGAGUUCCCAUGGCUGCACUUCAGCCAGGAGACAGGCCUCAUGUCCUGCUCCUGGUGCCACAAAGGCCAGGGCCAGCCGGGACACGACGAGCUAGCCAAGGGGACCCGUGUCUACAAGAGGGCCACCCUGCUCCGGCACAACCAGUCCAACGAGCACCGCAUGAACGACCCUGCAGCUCAGGUAAGUGGCUGGGAGCCAACACUGCUGUAUAAUAACACUGCUGUAUAAUAACACUGCUCAUACAGGCUUCCAGGAAUAACUGGGGGUCAUAGUCCAAUGCCCCCCUAAUCUGACCUUCCUAUUACCCUGCUGUAUAAUAACACUGCUCAUACAGGCUUCCAGGAAUAACUGGGGGCCAUAGUCCAAUGCCCCCCUAAUCUAACCCUACUAUUACCCUGCUGUAUAAUAACCAUGCUUAUACAGGCUUCCAGGAAUAACUGGGGGUCAUAGUCCAAUGCCCCCUUAAUCUGACCCUAUUAUUACCCUGCUGUAUAAUAACCAUGCUUAUACAGGCUUCCAGGAAUAACUGGGGGUCACAGUCCCAUGUCUCACCAUAUCUGACCUUAUUUAACCCUGCUGUAUAAUAACCAUACUAAUACAGGCUUCCAGGUAUAACUGGGGGUUACAGAUCAAUGCCCCUCUAUAUCUGACAUUAUUUAACCCUGCUUUAUAAUUACAAUGGCCAUACAGGCUUCCAUGUACAGCUGGGGGCUCACCCAUAAUAUUACUUUAUUGUAAUCCUGCUUUAUAAUAACCGUGGCCAUACAGGCUUCCAGGUAUAACUGGGAGGCCACAAUCUAAUACCCCCUAAUCGGACUUUAUUGUAACCCUGCUCCUGACUUUAUCAAAUCUUUAUCUUCCAGCUAAUACACUAUAGCAACACAUUGUAUCAAAUUGCUUUUACUCCUGAUAUAAACACGUUUAGUACCAUGAACUAUUGGAAUUAAGCUAUGACACCCCAUAGUGUGUUUUUACCAGAGUUCAGACAUUAGGCUCCAGCACUGCUGGAUAGUGGGAUAUUUCGGUGUAAUCUGACGUUUUGGAUAGAGUUACAUCCGUCCAUUGAUACUGAAGUCCCAUUGUUGGUUGUUUUGGCUGUGAUGCCUCAGAGUGCUAUGAGUCACGAUGCUAACACAUGCCACUUGUAACCAAGCUGUUGGCUAGUGUGCCAAAUAUUAACCUGUUCUGUUUGUUAGUGUAUACACAUCUGUAAUGGUCCCUUUGCACAGUAAGGAAUCUGAUACACAUUGAUACAAGCUCUGGGGAUAGGGUGCAGGGGAUCGGUUCACGUGAUGAGCCACCCCUUUGUUGGGCAGAUGGAAGCCAUGUCCUUGGGGAUCUGUGUCUGUGCACCCCACCCUCGGUGUAAGCUGAUUACACUAUCUGCUAAGAGGAGGAGGAGGGGCGGCUGGUGCUAAGUGCAGUCAUCUGAGAAGCAAGGGGUGACCUACAUAGUAUGAAGGAGCCUGAGCUGGUGUGAGACCCAGGCCGGAAGUGUGUUCCCCGCCCUCCCCGUUCUCCUAGGCCCCCAUCUUCUCUUCCUGUGCCCCCUCCUUCUCUCCUCCCCAGCUCCCCCAGGUGGGCGCCGCCCGCAGCAGGACUGUCCCGGGGUAGAGACGUGUCGCUACGUGGCUGUUACCCAAACUGACUGCCUUGCUGCCCCCGAUAGGGGGUCUCUCUGUAACACAGAUCCCUAAUGUUGUGACCAGCUGGCUUCACUCUCCCAUGUCCUGGUCUAAGGGCAGGAAGGCCUAGCACGUAAACAGCAUAAAAUAGUGGUUCAUUAGGUAAUGGCCAACAGGUACAUCUCAGGUGUAUUAGAACUACAGCUCUUAAUGAGUUUUAUUCAUAAACGGUUAGGGAAACACACUUUGCUUUCCCUGAAUAAUAGCUUCUUAGCUAUGUUUCAAUGACUAGAAUUUAACUACAAAAGUUAUAAGUUAAAAAGUGUCUGGUUUACUCAUGGGGCAUUUUGAUUUUUUUUUUUUAUUAUUACUGUGGUUACACAUGUAUAUACCAAAAUGCUAGUCAUGUGAAAAUAUUAAUGCUCUGCAGAACAUUCCUGUUUUGGCAAGUGCAUAAUGUGUGCACUAUACUGGGUUUUGUGAGUGUAAAAGAAGAGCACAAUGCAUAUGUGAUAUACCCUUUAAGGGCCCUAAUACAUAAUGUUGCCACAGUUGUAGUUUUAUAAUAAAAUGAUGCACCUAUACCCGUAUGUACAUGCAAAAUAUGUGCAUUAAUUUUUUGAAUAUAAUAUUAUAUUCUUAGAUGGAUACCUUCAACGUGUAACACUACAUUUUAGCAUUUUUGUACAAUUAAAGUUGCACAUAGUUUGCAAUUUAUGUAAUGUUAUUACUUUUUCCCCCACUCAUUAUUUUACAUAUUUUAUUAUAAGUGAUAUAUAUGUUGUAGAUGGUUAUUAGUAUAAUUGUGCAGUCUCAAAAUCAAUGCAUUACCCACUAUAAGGCUUUGAAAAGUAAAAACAAUAAAAUUUGACACCUGUAUGUCACAGACAUAUGGAUAUAAACAGAAAAUUUGCCUGGUUUACAAAAAUUAUAUUCUGAUCUAUACAUUUUAUGGAAAAUUAGCAGGCAUUGUGUGUGUAUGUGUAUAUUUAUAGUAGAUUGGAUUAGCCGUAUUAGUUCAAUAGACAAGAUGCCACAAUAUCAGAGUAUUGCAGUAUGCAAUAAUCCUUUUUUAUUUGACUAACAUAAUAUUUCGAAGACAAGCUUGCAAGAGUUUUCCCUCUCUUCCUCACCGAGGAAGAGAAAAGGCUUGUCUUUGAAAUAUGAUGUUAGUCCAAUAAAAUGUAUCCUUGUAUACUGCCAUACUCUGGUAUUUUGGUUUGUGUAUAUGUGUGACAAAUUAAAAUAAACCGGCAAAAGAGGACAGGCUGUCUAAAUACAUUGAUUAUUGGAAAGAAAAUAUUUGUUGAAAUAUUGUAUCCUCUUUUACGCAUUUAACAUUUACUUUAUUUUCCUAUUUUAGGAGCCUGACAUAAAACCGGAAGUGGCAGAGUCAUACAGUGAAUACAGUACCAAGCCAAAUGAGAAUUCUUAUUGCUACCAACUGCUGCAAGAGUUAAAUGAGCAGAGAAAAAAAGGGAUACUUUGCGAUGUCAACAUAGUGGUAAACGGAAAAGUUUUCAGAGCUCAUAAAAAUAUACUGGUUGCAGGAAGCCGUUUUUUUAAAACCUUAUACUGUUUUACAAACAAAGAAAGCCGUGACCAAACCACUGUUACCUAUUUAGAUGUUGUUGCUGUUCAUGGUUUUUCCAUCAUCUUGGACUUCAUGUACUCUGGUAACCUUGUACUCACCAGCCAAAAUGCCAUUGAGGUGAUGACUGUGGCCAGCUACCUGCAGAUGACUGAGGUUGUACAGUCCUGUCGUAACUUCAUCAAAGAUGCCUUGAAUAUCAGUAUCAAAAAUGAAGCUCCAGAGAACAUUAUGGUGAACUAUAACAAACGAAAAAAUAAGGAUGGCCCUGCACACCGUGACCAAAAAGCGGUAAGCUUCUGGGCCACACGCAAUCUGACUAGUUUGGCGAGCAGUGUGAAGCUAGAAGAUGGGUUUAAUUUAGAUGAAACACCAAAUGAGAGCUUUCAGUCAAACGAUUCUACAUGGAUUCAGGACAGUUCUCCGGAAGUGACGGAAAUCGAGCCACAAGGUCAGGCAAAAGUGUUUGUGUGGAAUGAUAUGGGCUCCAAUUCAGUUGGGAUGCAAGAGCCCAGCAAACAGAGAAGGAAAAACUUAACCACAAAAAGAUUUGUUUAUAAUAUCCCUCCAAACAAUGAACUUCAAGUGGAUAGUAACACAAUGCUCCCGCAACCCAUUCCCUACACAGAAGAGGAUGUGCAGUGCUUCCAUGAUGGAGCAGGUAAUCUUACAUGUGAGUGUAAAUGUGUAUUUUUUGGGGGGGCAUAAUGGUUUUAAAGAUGUUACAAAAAUUCAACUGCUUUACUUUGUUGCUUAGAUGCAGAGUUUAAGAAUCUGGAUCUGAUAUUUGCUGUUAUUAAUGUAUAGGUCUUUUUUCUUUAGCCAUACUUGCAGAGUUAUUUGUCAGUGUGAAAAUUGUUGGGAAUUUAAAUGAUCAAAUUUAGGGGCAAAAUAGACAAAUUACAAAAACCUUUUUGUCAGUCAGCUUCCAGUUUGACUGCUUUGGCUUUAAAUUGAAUUCCUGGCAAUUCUCAUUUUAGUGAGCAACCCUGUUGGUGUUUGUUUUAUUGUAAGUGCUUCAAGUUCUGGGAGCACAGACUUUUCAUGAGCAGGCUUUAAACGGUAUAAUUUGUAUAGCUGAUACAUAUGAAACUGUAUGGAGAGAAAAUGGACGUUCUUAUACAGUGUGUAUAAAAAUGCUUAGGCAGUACUAUAUAAUUCAAUUACCAGCUACUUGUUCUCUCAUUAAUGCAGUAUUAACUGGGAUUAAAAAAAGCAGCCUAUGGGAAAAAAUUAUAUAUAUAUAUAUAUAUAUAUAUAUAUAUAUAUAUAUAUAUAUAUAUAUAUAUAUAUAUAUAUAUAUAUAUAUAUAAUAUAUAUAUAUAAUCUCUCUCUCACUAAUUCACUUACUGCUGCUGUUCCGUAUUGUGGGUGGCUUCACCUCCCUAUGAUGCCUUGAGCAUGCAGAAAUGAUGUACUGUAGUGUGCAUGCUUGGGUAUUCCUUCAAUUGUGCUCUGUCUGCAUCCAUAUGGUACUGCAGAAUUUGGAAUAAUUUACGCACUUUUGCCCAGCAGCCCAUGUAUGUUUAAAAUCUAUGUUCGCUAUUCCGUUGUGCAAAAUUCUCACAUGGAUCUUAUACUUGGUGUGAAAACAUCUGCGAAGUUGUAUAUUUACAGCUUUCUAUAUACAAAUGUUUGGCCCUAGCAAGUUGCUAAGCAUGUAGGUUCCCUGACUCAUGGAACUUAUCACAAAUUGUCCAUUUAAUGCACUUAAAAUACUUUACACUAUACAUCUAGUUUUUUGCAUGAAAUCCAACAUUCAUUAUAUUAGCUGCUAUCUUAAAUAGGGAAUGACAAUUUCCAUUUUAAAAUCUAGAUAUGUUAAUUUAUAUGCACUUCCUGUUUGUUACUUCUAGUCUGGUGCUACACAACCAGUCCUGAAAUUAAAGGCAUACUUUCAGCUAUGGUUUAACUAUAAAAUGAACAUGUUUGUCAUACUGGAAAAUACAGCAUUUUGUGAUCUUCCUUUAGUACAAGUGACUUGACUUGGCCUGGUCUUUUUCAUUGAGAUCCCUAAUCACACCUCUGCAAAACUAGUGUAAUGUUAGAAUUUUUGUCUGCUGGUGAGUCCUGAGGAGACUGUUCUUGGUUGUACUUUGGUAAUGGAUACCCUACCACAGUAAUGCGAUCAAUGGUAUGUAAAUGCAGUCUUAAUAUUUACAAAAUAUAAAAGUGAAAAUCUAUAUGGUAAAUAUUUUGAAGCCCACUACGAAUUUGCUUGUGUUAGUUUGAUAUAAGAGCACUUCUUUACACAUGCAGGGAGUCUCUUGUCAUUUAUAGAAUAUGGCUUAUUUUUAUGCUCCUUCUUCUAUAAAAGGUCCAUUGUCUGGCGUAAGCUUAUAUACAUCACAGAGAGUUAUUAGUAGGGGAUUCUGAGUGUGAACUGUAUGGUUGGGAAUCAACAGUGGUGCUGUAUUACAAAAAACUUUAAUUUGUUAUUGCUUUAUUUUUCUCUCUCUCUUUCUGCAUCUGGCGUCAUGCAAAAUAAUCUGCGUAAUGUCUUUAGCAUGAUGCAUCAGAGCUGUUCUUAAAUAUUGGGUGCAUGUGAUGUUACCUCGUGACCUCUAACCUGUGCACAGAUGAUUAUAAAUGUAUCUUCUUUAAAUCUUCUGUGAAAUAAUUUUAAAAAAUUUUAAUUUAUUUUUUUGCAACACUGCAUUCGCUUUCAAGAUUGGUUUGUUCUAAAAUUUUAUUUUCUGUAAUGCCUUCAUAAUAAAUACCAUUCUUUAAAACACAGUGUAGCCAAUUACAUAUGGACUUUCUGUAUGUGGUGCUUACAUUUCACUUCAGAUGCAGUUAUUAUUACUUACUUAUUCUUUUUGUAUUGUUAAUUUAUUUCUGCUUGUGCUAGGCUUUCAAAUCAUUUUUGUAAAGGAAGACAACGGAGACUUGUGUUGCAAUUUAUCACUGGGGUGUUUCUUAAUCAUAGUCACACACCUUCUAGUGUCUAAACAAAGGGGACAGCAGGUAGAAAGCACAGGCAUCAGGUUUGUGUUACUAAUUAUAUGUGCUAGUAUGUUAUGUUCGUGCACCGUAAAACAAUUCUCUCUUGUUUUGUGAUGGCUCAUUAUUUAUUUUUUAUUUUAUUUAUUUAGUUAUUUUUAUUAAUACACAUCUGUGAAUUUUAUUUAUAGCUGGAUUAAAAAUAAAACUGGAUUCUGUUAUGUCUGACUGCUAGAUUCUACAAAUUUCUUACACGUGUUACACGUGGUAAUAGCUCAGGUAUCUUGGACAUAGAAUAAGGUUGAUAUAUUAGCAUGCAUUAUUGUAACUUACCAUAUCUAGUACUCCAAAUGAUCUCCUUGAUCAAUUGAGGAUGGUUGGCAGUGUUUCCAGCCUCAUUCAUGGAGUUGAUUCCCAUUAUAGUGAUUAGUCAGCAUAAUUCAUAAUUUUAUAGUAAACCUGCAUGCUAAAGAUCUAAGCAACUUAUAGAAGCCAGAUUGUUGUGAUUUAACUAAUGUCUUGUCAUUUCUGGUCUGAAUGUCUGAGAAAUCACUGUAGUGAGGCUGUGUCUUUGGUUAAAUUGAGUUUGUGGUCACUUCACAAGUUUACUUGAGCUCAGCUGUGACAAGGCUUUCAAUUCCUAACUCAGCUGGAUAAUGUCGUUUGUGAACAGACGCCUUUGUCUUGUGACGCCUUAAUGUGCCCUUUUGUAUGUUUUUGUUGUCCAUUAUUCCCUUCUUUAAUGAUUGCCAUACAAAUUUCAUUAGAAGAUUACCACUAAGUUAUUGAACCAGAAUCUUGAGACUGGGUGGUUCCUUUCUUUCUUUUUUUGGCUCAAACAAGAUUAUAGUUGGGUUCUAGGUGAAGCCCCUUGGAACGUUUUUUUUUUUUUUUCUUGCUUACAUAGUCACAGCAGUGGACAGUCAAACAAGCCUGUUCUCAGAUUCACAGCUUUGAAUGUUGAGGUGAUCACUGUCUGUUGGUGCAGAUCUUUUUAGAUCUAUGUGUAUAAUGGCUAUCCACUUUUGACAGCAAUGAACCUUCUGAAAGGAAUACAGUGCAGGUUAAAAAUGACCCUUUUCAGCUGUGCAAAGGCUAGCCACUGAUUGUAAAGGUUUUAGUUUAAUACAUGCCUUACUGUGACAUGUUCGUUCAUUAGCAUGAUGCUAAUAAAAUAGUUGUCUGUAGGCUAAGCACAGUAAAAGGACUUGAGUCAUUAUGCCUUCACUGGCUUUGUUCACAGUAACGUUUUUUUUUUUUAAAAGACAUUGUGCUUAUAUUAUAUAUGUACAUUACUCGAAACUUAUCCAAAGGAUGCUUUUCGACAGAUCUCUACCAGCACUAGUUCUGUAACCAGUGGAAUCUCAAACUCAAAAUUUUUACAGCAAUAUGCUAUCACAGGAUGCUUAGGACUGAGACUCCAAGCCUUCCCAUUAUAAACUGACCCUAAAAGUGAAAUAUUGAGCAUUACAUUAGGAUUUGAGUUCUACGUCUAAAGUACAGGAAUGUACAAAAUGUUUAUAUAUUCAGUUACUUUGUAAUGUGCUUUAGAGAUCAGUGUUUGGUCCAAAGAGCUAAGAGCAUCCUGAGCUGAGAUAUCUUGGAUUCCAUUAACUUCUGUAUAACCAUAAUGUUUUGUCCAAUGCCAUGACACAAAUAAAAAUGAACUGGUGGUUUUCAAUACCAAUAUAUAAGGCUAAUCACUAAAAAUUAAUAAAUAAAAUAAAAAAUGGUAACGUUAAAAAUGGUCAAGCAACCAAUGUGUUAAUAAUUGGGCCACUUGAGAUUGACUGAUUCUGCUCCUUUAAAAUUGUGCAUUUUUAGAUGUGGAAAGUAAAAUUGCUGUGCCUUAUUUUUGUUGUUCCUCCUAUUUACUACAUUUAUUUUUGUUUUUCUCUCAGGGACCUCAAAUGAAUAUAAGUUUUUCCCAGAUUCAUGGACAAGAGAAAAUUAUUUUGAAAAUGGUAAGGUCAUAUGACUUUAAAAAAAAUUAUAUAUUUUUUUCCCCUCCAAAUAGUUUUUAACUCCUUAAGGACCAAACUUAUGGAAUAAAAGGGACUCCUGACUAGAGAUGUCGCGAACGGUUCGCCACGAGAUUGGCCGGGAUGUGUCAGCUGACCGGAGUUCGCCGCGAACAGUUCGUGGCGAACCGUUCGCGGACGGUUCGCGACAUCUCUACUCCUGACAUGUUACGUGUCCUUAAGGGGUUAAAAGUGCGUAAAUUGAUAGAGCUGUAAAUCUUAAAUUGUUAUUCCAACCAACAUUACCAUUUCACUGAUUAGAAGUGGUCGUGAUGGUAGGUGUAUGUAUGUGCAGUGUUUCAGCUCGAAACACUGCACAUAAGCAGUUAUUAAUGGUGUGGAAGUUGCAUGCAUGACUUAGGCAGAAAAGUACUGUGCUCUAUGCUUCCUGAUUUAAAACUGGUACAGAUUUUACAGCUGGCAACAGACAUAAGAAUAUUCACCAUGCAGACAGACUGCCUGCAAGGGGAAGGUAACCAUCCCUUCCCAUCAUGUGGGAGCUCCCUUCUUUCUGCCUUCAUUUAUAGACUGGGAGAAAUCCUUCCACCUGCACACCCCCUCACAUGGCUGGCCCAGAGUGCGCACAUGUUCUGAGCCAGCAAAACUGCCCACUCACAGGCUUCUCUAUAAGAGAAGUCUGUGAUUGGACUGGGUGUGUGCGUGCUGGGUGAAGUCACGACUGACUGUGGAAGAUCAGCACCGGGAGCAGUGCCUGGCUUCGGAUUAAGGGAAGUUUAAAUCUUUAUUAUUUUUUUAUUUGCAGGAAAGAAUGGGGGGUGGUAAUAGUUAUACCCCACAAGGCAUUUAUAAUGUAAACAGUCUUUAUUAUUAUCAGGGUUGGAGUAAUUAUUUUAUCUGUUCAGUAUUCUGACAUUUUCUACUUGCAAAUUUUGGUGUUUAAAUUAUACUUUUAUUUUUUUAUUUAGGUGAUGCAUCUGCUGGUUUGAUAAACAAGUUAAAAUGUCCGCAUUGCAAUUAUGUAGCAAAAUAUAGAAGGACACUAAAAAGGCACUUGCUCAUUCAUACUGGAGUGAGAUCAUUUAGUUGCGACAUCUGUGGGAAGUUGUUUACCAGAAGAGAGCAUGUGAAAAGGCAUUCCUUGGUAAGUGCCCACUCCCUAUUCACCCCCCACACUUUCAGUAUAUUUGUUUGCGAUAAGGGUGACUGUAAAUAGAAGGAAAGAGACGUCUUUACAUGUUGAUGUGUAAAACCGAUAAACAUUUGUUAAUAGAAUCACGGAGAGUAGAAAAUACACUUGGUCUGUUUAUUUUAAAUAUCUCAUAAGUGAAAAAACUUGUAAGAAUAAAUAGCAAAGCUCUUUAAAACCAUACAAGUGGUCGAUAUUUCACCAGGUUGCACAGGUUACAUGUAAAACACAAAUAGAAGGGGGGCAGGGCCUGACUGUCAUCGUGGAGAGGCGUGCUUUGAGCGAGCUUCUCUCCUAUACUGGCAAUUUAAGGACUUUGCCGCUCCACACAACUCGAUAUACAUCGAACCCAGCGACCUACAUGUAGAUGUAGACACUAGCUGACAUACCCUGUAGGUAUUGGGGGGCAAGACUAUUUUUCGUUUAUUAAUGCCUUUUUCUACCUUGAAGUCCUAUUAAUGUGUGUCCUUCACUUUGGCUGAGAUCAUGAAACUUGAUGAACUCAGCCAAUCCAGUGCUUUCCCAUAGGAAAGCAUGAGGAGGCAAAAAGCUGCGUGGCCAAUCAGCAUCUCCAUGGGGAGCGUUCAGCGCCUCCAUACAGACCCAAUCUAAUACACUGCCCUCUCCCCCAUUCUAAUACACUGCUCCUCCUCCCUCCAUUCUAAUUGAAUAAGCUGUCCCCCUCCCACCACACUAAUACAUUGCCCUCCCAUUAAUUUAACACAAUGCCUUCCCCUUCCACCACUCUAAUACACUGCUCACUCCCUCCCCCAAUUUUAUGCACUGCUCCCUCCCCCAAUUUUAUGCACUGCUCACUUCCUCCCCCGAUUUUUAUACACUGCUCACUUCCUCCCCCGAUUUUUAUACACUGCUCACUUCCUCCCCCGAUUUUUAUACACUGCUCACUUCCUCCCCCGAUUUUUAUACACUGCUCACUCCCUCCCCCGAUUUUUAUACACUGCUCACUCCCUCCCCCGAUUUUUAUACACUGCUCACUCCCUCCCCCGAUUUUUAUACACCGCUCUGUCCUUUCCUCAAAUACACUGUCCCCUCCUCAAUUUAGCACACUAAAAAGGAAGGUCUCCCAAGCCCCUCUUCCCCUACUUUAAGAUGAGCCACCCGUCUUCCAGUUUAACCCUGCUCUUGCAGGCCAGAUGCUCCUCUGGCUCUGCGAGCAGAAGGAAAGGGUAGUGGCUGGCCUGCGGGAGCAUGCGAUUGGCCAUGGGAGGGAAGACAUGAAUCAGACAGGAAAUAUCUCUCCUGUCUUGCAGCUGGUCGCAGCCUCAACACAAAGUGGCCCCAGGGCAGGUGGGCCACAAAUAUAUGUGGGCCGCAAGUUUGACAUGCUUGUUUUUGAGUUUUUUUGCUGUUUGGUUUUUAUUUAUUUAUUUAUUUAUUUAUUUAUUUAUUUUGAAGUGCCAUUUUAGGAUCAGUUUAUUCAAGAUACCAAAUUGGGAAAGGGUCAAUAAGAGUAUAAAGCAAUUAUGAGUUUUCUCCAGCAGGGUUAUUAUUACACUUAAAAAUAUGAAAUUCUCAACUAGUGUAAAGGACCACUAUAGUGCCCUGAGGGUGCCCCCACCCUCAGGGUCCCCCUCCCGCCCGGCUCUGGAAGGGGGAAAGGGGUAAAAAUGUACCUUUUUCCAGCGCUGGGCGGGGAGCUCUCCUCCUCCGAUCCUCCUCCGUUCCUCCCCGUCUGCUGAAUGCGCACGCGCGGUAAGAGAUGCGCGCGCAUUCAGCCGGUCGCAUAGGAAAGCAUUCACAAUGCUUUCCUAUAGACGCUGGCGUGCUCUCACUGUGAAAAUCACAGUGAGAAGCACGCAAGCGCCUCUAGUGGCUGUCAAUGAGAGAGCCACUAGAGGCUUUGGGGGAAGGCUUAACCCAUUCAUAAACAUAGCAGUUUAUCUGAAACUACUAGGUUUAUAAAAGAAUGGGUUAAUACUAGCUGUACCUAGCACCCAGACCACUUCAUUAAGCUGAAGUGGUCUGGGUGCCUAGAGUGUUCCUUUAACAAUGUGUACUGUAGUCAUUGAGACUGAGAAAUACAUAGAAUGUGAUUAGGUUUUACAAGUGACGCAACUUGCAGGGUUGUGUAGAAGUAAAUAGUAGGGCACAUUGUGUAUAACUUUUUUUUUUUUGGUGUGUGUGUUGCUUAGGUAAAGUGACUUUGUCACCACCCUGCCACUUUGAAGUAUUUCAUAAAGAUAAAAUCUUUAUCAAAUUCUCAUGUUGACUGUGUUGGAAAUUCUAGUACAAUCAAGAUAUUACAAAGUAAAGAUUAGGUUAACAAACUUGCCAAAAUGUGGAGCUUCCUCAAUCAUCCAGACCAGAAUUCAAACUCUUAUAAAUCAGUUUUGCUACUUAAAGUGUGGGGGCACCAGGGAACUCCUGGCACCAUAAUCAGUACAGAGUUCUGGUGUUUAGACUGUUUAUUUUGAUUUUUUUUUUUUUAAAUAUUGAUACCAAUGUAGCUAGUUUAGUGUAAAAGCUGAUUGACAGUACACUUUUAGCCUCCGAAUUGCAGAGUGCAACUAUCAGUUUUCUAACAUUUGAGUAAACAUUUAUUUUUAAUUUUUUUUUUUUUUUGGGGGCAACUAACUAUAUGCUGCAUGUCUGUCUUCCAUAGGUGCACAAAAAAGAUAAAAAAUACAAGUGCAUGGUGUGUAAGAAGAUCUUCAUGCUGGCGGCCAGUGUAGGAAUCCGACAUGGCUCUCGUCGUUAUGGAGUUUGUGUGGACUGUGUGGAUAAAUCUCAACCAGGGCUUCAAGAAUCAGGUGUUGAACAGGUGGCAGAUGCAGACUUCCCCAGGGAUGAAGAAUAUGAUGACAAUGACGCUGUGGAGGCAGUUGAUGCUGAUGAUGACCUUGUAGAUGAGGGAGAAGAUCAGAGUGACCAUGCGCGGUGGUCAGAGCAAAAUGACCCAUCGCGUUGGGGAGAACAGAAUGAUCCUUCACAAUGGGAAAGACCGAAACCACCACCUCGAUGGGAUGAGUCAGCAGACGUUUGUAUGACAAUAGACGACUGAUUGCCAAUGGGCGUUUAAAACUCAUGGGUGCUGCAGCUGAACAGAAUUUAAAAUUUGAUUGUUGAAAUAUUUUGGACUGAAGGCUUGCAAAAUAUGGUACUGUGCUGGACAAUAGUUGUUGCUGUGAAAACUGUAGGGUCAAAGCCUUAUAGCAAAAAAAUUUAUUUUAAAUUUUUUUUUUCUGUUUUUAUUUUUUUUUAUAUUUGCACAGGACUGUACAGAAUACAACCAUUUGGUUGAAAUAUACAGAGUCCUCACAUCUCCAAUCAGUUUUCAAAGAAAAUGUAUUUUUAUUUAUAGGAUGUAGCUACGUUGGUCCUAUCAAAGCAUAAAACUACUAUUGUAUUGUUAAUUCAUGUAUCAGUUAAAUUUUUGUUGUUAGAAUGACCAGAAUAGAUGAUGAAUCUGUGUAUGAAUGUGAUGCAACCCUACAGUACUAGAGGUGUCAGAAACAUAUUGCUAUAAUCUAGAAGUGCGUUGCUGACCUCUACCAUUGUACGGAUCAAACUGCCUUUGCACUGCUGUUCUUCUCUUAAGCUAAGUUGCAGGUCUGUAUCUAUAAGGGUGUUGGUGAGGGUUUUAUAUUUUGCUGGCAAGUCUGUCAUGGUUUAAAUCCUUUUAAAAGAAAGAGCAGUGCUUGUUUUUAUAUCACAUGUUCACUCUGUAGAGAUUAGUUUCCCAUUUUAAAUUUAUUCACUGUAAUUGUAUUUACCACUUUUUUUUAAUUUAAAUUAUUUUAUUAUUGUUCAUCACGUUAUGAGGUUGCUUCAGUAUAAUGCUCCCUGUCCCCGAUAAUCAGGUCAAGUUGAAGGCUUGGCUUCUCGUCACGUGUCUGUGAUGUCAUGAGCAGUUAAGCAGGGAUACUUUAGAAUGGUUGUAAGGAUACGUUCACAUAAAGGGAUUACUGAAAAAGCAGGAGUGCUCAGCAAAUCACUCUAGGCUACAGAUCUGCGAUUCUGCUUCAGUGAGCUCCUCAUGUAUUGCUGCUUUCAUAUUUUUAUUUUACAUUCUGAAUGGCAGAAUGUAACUAUUUAUAAGUCCUGUUGUGUAGGGGUUUUAUGUAGAAUGUGCAGAAUGAUGUGGUAGCUUUCAGGUGUCAAGGAACACAAUGUCCCAUGCUGUUCACUGACUGCCAGUACAUGCUGACAUUUUAUUAGACAUCUGGGUCAAAAGACAUUUCUCAUACUCCCAUCAUUUAACUUUCAGACCUGUUCCAUUCCUUUUUAAAUGUGUGCUUUUUUUUUUUUAUUAUUAUUCUUGCUCUUAUACUUUGUGAAAAGAUAACCUAUUUAUCAAAUACAACACACUUUAAGUGAACAGGUACAUAAAAUGAAUUUCCUUCCCUGUUACUUUGUUUAGAUUGAGGUCAAACAAAUUUCAUUUUGAUACUUAAUGAUCUAUGAAGUUGUAUUAACUUAUUGUAGAAGGUUUCAGGCACUUUCUGCAGAAACAAGCCAGUACCAACUGUUUUAGUCUACAAGGAGCAUGAAAGCAUUGACUUUCCUAUGUCCACCAAAAAGCAAGUUGACUUGUCAUCUUCUUCAUCCGGUAGUAAAAGUUUGGGUCAUUCAAUAUUGAGCCAGCCUAAAAGUACUGAAUGUUAAUCGUUCUAUUCAGUUUUGCAUAAUGUUACUGUUUUUAUAAUUUUGAAAGUCAAUUAUCAGGUGUUUGUAUUUUUUUUUUUUUUUAAUUUUUUUUUUUUACUACCAGACCAUUCUGAGUGCACAACCAUUUUAUUUGUCAAAUAAAUUAUUUUUUCCUCUCUUAAUAGACUUAGGUUGAACUUUCACAUCCGGUCUAAAUUCAUCUUCUUUAACACACGAUGCAUUGAGAGAUAUUCGAACGGUUGAGGUUGAUAUCUGAUAGAGAUAACAGUUCAAUAAGUAGUUCAUUCCAUGCUUUACCCAGAGAAAGCAAACAAAACACUAUAAAAGCUAUUAAUAUUUUUAAAUAUACAUAUAAAAUACCUCCCUCUCCAUGACAAAUGUCAAGGUUAUACAAUAUAUUAAGGAGAGAAAAUGUGAGUAAAUCCAGCUAGUGAAUCUGUGAAAUAUUCAAGCACUUGUGAUGGCGUUAAGCUUUGGAGGGCUAAUCCACAAGGCAAUUUAAAUUUUACAAUUCCGUUUUUCUUUCCCCUUCCUUUGGAAAUGUUAUCCAAUUAAUCCGUGGUCAAAAUGAUAGAUAUUGCAUGUCCUCUUAAAGUUAACUACGGUGCGGACUUGUCUCAAAUAGCCAUUUCAAAUGCUUACUGCAACUCGUCUCACAUUUCUUCCCAAACAAUGAAAUGUUACUAAUAUUCAUGUUUGGACUACUGUGCUUCACUAAGUAAGCAUCCCUAUUUGAUUUUGUUUUUUAAUGGAUUUUUGGAGUGAGUGUGUCAACACCCUCUCUUUCCCACUGCUUAUCCAUGUUGCAUAUAUAGUCCUACCAUAAACUUGAUUUUAUUUGUGCUUUAAAGGUUUAAAGAUAAUAAAUGAUCCAUAAAGCUCUUUAAAUUACUCUCUCUUAAGCCCACUUUGCUUACUGAAAUUAACAAAUGGCUUGUGAUAUUUAAUGUCAGGAAAUUCUGCUAACCCGAAACCUUUUUCUUAAGCGUUGUACCUCCUAAACUUUUAAAAUAUGAGCAAUGUGUUUGUAUUUUUUUGUUUAUUUUAUUUUGGUGGGGUCCAAAGUAGGUUUAGUUUAUUAAAAAGUUAAAAUGAAAAACAUAAAUGAGAGUAUUUUAAACGUGAAAAUUCUGCUUUGUGAAUAUGUAAGUAAAGUAUGUCUUAUUUUAUUCCCCCCUCCCCAUUUCAUCUAGCCUAUAUAAAUAGUUUUGUUUUUUCCUUGUAGAACUGUCGAUAUAUACAUAUAUAUAUAAAUAUUAUAAUAUAUAAACAUUUCACAAAAUUCUGCUUUAUUAGGAACAAACUCACUCAAUGCUUAGAAACUGGACCUGGCUUUAAAUUCUAUUGUGCAUUACUUUUUCACAAAUAAGAACUUAUUCUCUAUAAACUGAAUUCUUUUACUACUUCAAUCAUUUAUGUAUAUUCGAUAAAUUAUGACCAAAUGUGAUGUUAGAUUGCAUACAGUAAAUUUAAAUAUACACUUGGUACACUACAGCAUUGUUGUGACUUUAUUUGACUUUACAUGGCAUCAAAUGACUGAACCCAUUAAUAUUUUAAAUGCCAGAGAGCAUUGAAAUGCAUUUGUUUGUUGGUUUACAUGCGUUUUGGAAGCCACAGUUUUGUACACACUAAGCCAUCUAAUAUGAUUGUACAUGUUGAGAUGAUGUUUUUUAAGACAGACUAUUUUUGUUAUUUCUAACAUUUUAGCUAUAAAUCUUGUAAUCUGUUUAUUAAAGGGGCACUGCAGG